AUGGCAAGAAGAAAAUAUGUCAAACUUCAUCCAAAUUUAGUUCAGUCAGAGGCUUUAGCCAGUGAUGUUGCUCUGACUUGUUAUAAACAAGGCAUUUUAAAGCACUAUAGUUCAUUGCAAAGGGAUAUGAGUAAAUCACUAAAUCCCAUUAUGAUUGAUAAUCAGCCCGAAAUCAAAUGGUCAAUGAGACCGUAUUUGAUAGACUUUUUGGUUGAAUUGCAUAUAUUUUUUGACUUAUCCCCAGAAGCUCUCUAUAUUGCUUCUACAAUCGCUGAUAGAUAUUGUUCCAAAAGAAUCGUGUAUAAAAGACACUAUCAGUUGUUGGUUGCUACAUCUUUAUGGAUUGCUGCUAAGUUUCAGGAUAAGAAAUCUAAAAUCCCUACACUCAAAGAACUUUACUUACUUUGUUAUCAAAUAUAUGAACCUCAAAUGUUCAUUCAAAUGGAGAGACAUAUUUUAACCACACUUGAGUGGUCUAUCGGAAACAUUUUCACUGUUUAUGAAUGUUUGAAUAUCAUAUUCGAUCAAAGUAAUUUAUUUUGUAAAGGAAAAAUUGAAGAGGAUCAAAAACUAUUCCAAAUGACUUCAUUUCUCUUGGAUUUAUCCUUGUAUCAAAGAGACUAUCUUUUUUUUAAUUCUUCAAUUAGAACAAUUUCAGCACUUUUACUUUCAUCAACAAUACUAGAUCAAACUAUCUUCCCAGAUUACAUUAAGUUAAUUAUUGAUACUAAUAGGAUCAGUCCAAGUAAUGAUAUGUCAUCAGCUAUAGACAAUGUGGAAUUAAAUGAGUUUUUAUUUAAAUAUAUCGCUGGCGAUAAACCUAAUGAGGGGACUGAUUCGAAAUUAUCAUUGGAUUUCAUUAUUAAUGAUGAAGCUUUAAAUAAUAUUAGAAAAUGCUUAUUGUUAUAUUUAAAUGACAUCUUUAAAGAAAGAGUUGCAUUAGUUAAUUCUUCUAUUAUUAAAAAUCAAUCUGAUAAAUAUAAGAUAUCAGAAGUUCUUUUUAAGAAAUAUGAAAAAUUGUCUAUUAAAGAUUAUUUAGAUAUCUUUAUAUCUAAAAGAUUGGAAAUAUAUAUCCAUUUAAAGAAUUUGAAAGAAACUAAGGAAAUUAUGAAGAAGAAUAGUUCAUAUAUCCAACCUUGGUUGACAAACUCAAUUAAUAUGUUUAUUGAUAAUUUUGCCGGUCUUCAAGAAAUUUGCUAUGAAGAUGAAGAUCCUCUAACUAAUAACCCUGUACAUACUAGUUGCAAUAACACCAUUCUCAAAAUGGGAAUGACCAGCUUAUUAUCGGAUAUUAGUACCAAUAUACCACAAAGUCUUAGAGUUCAAACGCCCGUUGAUCUUAGUGUUACUACCCCAUUGAUUAAUAGGUUUGCAACAUCAAUUACUCCAGUAUCAUUGAGAUCGACAUCAUCAUUAUCCGAAAACUCUUUAUCUGAAUCAAUAUCAAGAAACUCUUCUAUUUUCUCUCAACCUUCAUAUAGAAUCGAGUCACCAAAUUACAUAGAUACAAUGACACCAGUGUCAGCCACAAUUCCUGGUAUUUCUUCCGUCAAUAUUAAUAGCAAUAAUGUGCAUGGAUACACAAAACCAAGAAGUAAAACAAUAAACUAUACUAGCUAUUUACAAUUUAAGAACUCAACUUUGAAUAAGCACAGUAAUACCAGAUUGAGUACUGGUGAAUCCACGAAACAACAUCUAAAUAGUAGUGGUCCUCCUACCCCAUCAGUUGGUAGACAUAAAUAUAAUGCAUCGUUUUCUAGCAUAGGUUCAUCUAAUUUGUUUUCUAUCGAUCAAUCUCCUGUGCUUAAAUCAGAUAAGAAAAACCAUUUGCGUGCAGAAAAAGGUUCUUUGGGAAGAAGUAAGGAUUUUGCGGCUAUAGAUAAUUGGGGUUCAAAUGAGACUAUUAUGGACUCAAUAGAUCCAUUACCAACAAAAUACAGAACUACCAGACCGCAAUUUAAGCAACAUUGUAAAUCUCGCCAUACUACAAUAAAUGGCAUUCUAGAUUUGGAUCAAGUAGCUCUAGAAACGACAGAAUGA
Messenger RNA from Arxiozyma heterogenica, 2040 nucleotides. RefSeq lists its product as uncharacterized. Gene Ontology annotation, cellular component: cyclin-dependent protein kinase holoenzyme complex; nucleus; cytoplasm. The transcript has a single exon. The record is from RefSeq and is a predicted model, not a curated record. Gene Ontology annotation, molecular function: cyclin-dependent protein serine/threonine kinase regulator activity. Lineage: Eukaryota; Fungi; Ascomycota; Saccharomycetes; Saccharomycetales; Saccharomycetaceae. The coding region runs from base 1 to 2040 and encodes 679 amino acids. Gene Ontology annotation, biological process: regulation of cyclin-dependent protein serine/threonine kinase activity; mitotic cell cycle phase transition.